AUGAUAUCAACAGCUUAUAAUCGUCCAUCAAGCGUUCUAGUACCACAUGUCGUUACCAACAGCCAUCUACACGUCCUAAGCAUGGUUCCGACCUGGGAAAGAGGCACUGAAUUUCCCUACUAUGCUACGGAUGACAGCCAAUGGUCUUCAGCUCCUUGGCGCGGAGAAUUCCCUCACAAUCUCAUCUUCUCCCCAGAUAUCGAGUGUUUUCAAGGCGCUAAUAUUGAUUCUGACUACGCAUGGCAAAGUAUCUGGACAUAUCCAUCAACCGAAGACCAAGUCAAGGCACAACAGAAUGUCGGAUUUGACUCUACACUCCAGACGGGGCUCAGCUACGGAGGCUACAUGUCAGCGGAUUCCGGAGAGCAAUCAUCUACUGCCCUGCUCACACCCUCUCCUGAACGCUCAUUUGAAGAUCACGCAGUUUUUCCGAGCGGACAAGUCGAGAACUUGGAUCCAUAUCAAACAAUCUAUCCAGGUAUAGGCUUUAUCUCAUAUCCCGAAAAAAUAGGAACUAAACUCUUUUUACAGCGCCUAGCUUCUCUGCCAAAGCCUUAUUUUCAGAUUUACGCUUUACCAACCUUGGGAAACUUGGUGAACAUAUUGACGUUUCGACAUUGCUGGACGAUGUACAAAGACAACAUUGGAUGCUAA
Blumeria graminis f. sp. triticale is the source of this 654-nucleotide messenger RNA. NCBI's taxonomy places the organism in Eukaryota, Fungi, Ascomycota, Leotiomycetes, Helotiales, Erysiphaceae. The record is from the annotation of a GenBank genome assembly.